AUGGCCGCCCCGCCGCCGCCGCCGCAGCCCCCCGCCGCCCCGCCGCCGCCCGCACGCCGCUGCCGCCCGCCCUUGCCCGCCGUCGAGCCGCUCCUGUUCCUGGCCACCCUCUCGCUCGGCCUGCAGGGCCCACUCGCCACGCAGUACCUCUGGGACCGGCUCGGGGCCGAGUAUGGCUACAGCAGCCUCAACUCCAGUAGCUCUACCGGCUGCGGGAACGGCAGCGCCGGCCACGACCCCGGGAGGCAGGAGGUGGAAGCGCUGGUCUCCCACUGGAACCUCUACAUCAACCUGGGAGGCUUCUUUGUUGGUGUCUUCUCCGUGACCCUCUUUGGGCCAUGGAGUGAUAGCGUGGGGCGCCGGCCGGCGCUGAUCCUGCCGGCAGUGGGUAUGGCCCUGCAAGCGGCCAUCUAUCUCCUGGUCAUGUACCUGCAGCUGCACGUUGGCUUCUUUCUCCUUGGGCGCCUUCUGAGUAGCUUCACGGGAGACUACAACCUGAUCCUGGCCAGCUGCUUCGCCUACGUGGCCGACACCAGCGACAAGCGCGCGCGGACGUUCCGCGUGGCCAUCCUGGAGGCGUGCCUGGGCACGGCGGGCAUGCUGGCCAGCAUCGGCGGCGGCCAGUGGCGCAAGGCUCAGGGCUACAUCAACCCCUUUUGGCUUGUGUUCGCUGCCAGUCUUGCAGCCGCUCUCUAUGCGGCUUUUUGUCUUCGGGAGUCAGUGAAGCAGCAGAAACCAGCCAAGCUGUUCACGCUCAGCCAUUACAAGGCUGUCUACAGGCUGUACACAGCCCCAGAACACCUGAGCUCCAGGCCAAAGCUUGUUCUUUACUCUCUGGCUUUCUUUGUUAUUGUCACUGUACAUUUUGGAACCAAGGACAUCAUUGUUAUAUACGAGCUUGGCUCCCCUCUGUGCUGGGCUUCUGACCUCAUUGGGUAUGGCUCAGCCGCCAAUUACCUGGCUUACCUGAGCAGCCUGGCAGGCCUGCGGCUACUCCAGCUCUGCCUCGAAGACACCUGGGUGGCAGAGAUAGGAUUGAUCUCCAAUAUUUCUGGACUGAUCGUGAUUUCUCUUGCUAUUACAACACCGCUGAUGUUUACAGGUUAUGGGAUUCUGUUCCUUUCCAUGGCAGCCACUCCAGUCAUCAGAGCCAAGCUCUCCAAGCUGGUCGGUGAGACAGACCAGGGUGCUCUCUUUUCUUCUCUUGCCUGUGUGGAAGGGCUGUGUUCACUUGUGGCUACAGGAGUGUUCAACUCUCUCUACCCUGCAAGCUUGCACUUCAUGAGGGGAUUCCCAUUUCUCUUCGGGGCUGUUAUUCUUCUCAUUCCAGCAGCUAUUCUUGGGGGGAUAGAAAUCUGGGACUCAAAGCGUGACUACAGCCACUUCUCACACGCUUCCCUGUCUGCUGUCGAUGGCCGAGCAGCAACUUAACAACAAGGAACUGGCCAGCUCAACGGUGUCCAUUCUGCUCUUUAUUCCUCCCUUGAAGGACUGAUUACUGUGGGAGGGGAAUCUUGCUUGUCCUUACUGAUUUUUAAAUGCCAAAUAGUUGGAAAUCAUGGCUCUGAUGGCCUGCAGGAAUUCAAUUUGCAGAUGUGAAUGUCUCCUCACCGUUGUGUUGGCUCAUCUGUCAGAGAAAACCCAAGAGACCCAAAAGGCAAUCACGAGUAAAAGCUGUUGGCCAUUUGCCAGACUGGUUAGUGGUUUGGGGGUUGGUGGGGAGGGAAGGUUCUGUGGCAUGAUUUUAGUGGUGAGAGAGGACUAGAUUCUUGUUUAAUUGCCAAACAUGUUCCCAUCUGAGUACUACAGUGUGCAGCAGAUUAAUUGUUGGUGUGGGUGAGGCCCAGACCAAAGCCUGCAGAGCAAGACUGGAGCAGAAGUACCCAACAGCACGCUGUUGAGGAGAAAGGUCUGUGCUGCCAUUCAGUGUGUUGUCACUAAAGUCAUACAGAUUUCGCAUGCCAUCCUGGGCUCCUGCCAGAAUCCUUACGAUGAGCAGGAGUUUAUCACAGGAGGGCUAUUGACUAAAUGAACUUUAAAUUGAAUGAAGGAGUAAUGCAUGAAGUGCUUAUAGUGAGAAGUGCCAGGCACGUCCUGCCUGUCUGUCUGUAGCUUGGCCUGGGAUUUCGUGGGUACCUUUGAGAAAUAACAGCUCAUGUGAGAACACUGAAAUGCAAGUAGGUCCCUUAACUGACAGUUGCCUGAACUGGUGAAGGUAAAGCUAAAACUGACAAAAGUGGAUCUCCCUAAUGAGAGACGCUUAUGUGAUAAACUUGAGGCCCCAAUGUUUGUAAGUGUUCCCUGCAGAGCCAGCAGCAGGCCUUCCUCACCAACACCCAGCACUCCUGAGUGGGCCCAGUGUCUUUGGAGAUAAAACUGUGCCCCCAGAUUUGGCGUCUGUGACCUCACUCCUCCUGCCCUUGUCACGAUACGUCAGCGCCAGCAACUCAUAUUCAUGGUACUUAUAAUUGUUCUUUUCAAGGCAUUAGCUGUAUUGCCUCAGUCUUUUUUUUUCAACUGCCAUAAAUCAACAGUUGUGUGUACACUGCCUUGUACACGUUGUUCGCCUGUGUGCGAUACAUUAUCUGCUGUGAAAUUGCUUAGCAGUUCCAGAAUUAAUAAACCCUCCAUUCUCUUUUAUGGUUGAUGAAAAGAUAGCUCUUCUCGUACAUCUGUUGAUGUAAUUUGUCCUUGCCUUGUUCUGUACAUCUCUCCCAUUAUUUUUAUGCUUCUUUAUUGAAGACUCUUCAGUAAAGAAGCAGCAGCAGGAAGUUACGUGCCUUGGUGGAGAAUGAGUAUGAGGGUCCUGGCAGGUUUAGGCCUUGCAAGCAGCCAAAACUGGCUUUUCUUGAAAGCUUGUGGGAGUGCUGAGUCUGUAACCUGUCCUGCAGUGUGCAGUAAAUGUGAAAUGCAUAUUCUUUAGGCAUUUGUGAUAAAAGCAGGAGACCUGGGGAGCAGAGAAGCAGGAGGUGGAGAAGUAAGGAGGCUGUAAGAACUUGGUGUUACGCCACUUGAUCCUUGCAGUUAUGCCAGUGGACACCGGCAGGAGUUAGAUGUCGGACUGAGGAGCUGAGGCCAGAAUUGGUCUCUCUGAGGAACAGGACAUGCUGUGAGUGUUGCAUUUGAUGUUUGUAGCUGAACUGAUUGUGAAGUAAGUCACUCUCAACAGGCUCCGUGGAUGCCAAUGCUAGCAGCUGCUUAGUGGAGUGAAACUUGUGUACUGGCUCUGCUUUCCUCUUUGUACCAGUGAGCUUGCUUGCAGGGGAGAAAUUCAAUGGGAACUAUUAUGCUCUAUUAAAAAGAAUGAAACCAAAGUUUUUCUAGCCUGUGCUCCAAGAACUACAACCAAGAAGCAAAUACAGGAUCCAUGCAUCGUGACCGUGGGCAGCAGGCAGGGAGUCCCUGGGGAUGCAGUGAGCUACUACAGCAGUCUGUGCAAUGGUGAGUCCAGCUACAUGCAGUGGUGAAGAAGGAGCUAAAGGAAGAGAGAAAGAGAACAGCUGUAUGACAGUGGAGUGUUGAUCCUCAUGGGAAGCUCAGCUAAGGGCGGAGAAGCUCAGGCGAACUGCUCCGGGUCCAGCGAGGCGAUGAAGGGCUCCACCAGCGCCAGCGUCCCCGAGCGCUCCACCUCCUUCUCCACCUCCUUGUUGGUGGCCAGCACCGUGAUGGCCAAGCACGCGUGCAGGCGGAUGAGUUCGUCGUCUCUUGAGAACACCAGCGGGAAAAGCCACUCCGCCGCCCUCUUCUCGAUCAUCAGGCGCUGGUUGGCCUGCCCUCCGUACAUGGCGCAGUUGGCCAAGGCCAUGGCGCAGUGCCGCAGCACCACGGGGUCCGUCCAGCGGCACCAGUACAGGAUGGCAUCCAGGCCUCCAUCAGAGAUGAGCUGGAAGCAGGUCUCCUCGGUGUGUUUGAACAUGUGCUCCAGGAUACCAGAGACGCUCUGCGCCAGCUCAGGAACAUCUCGCUCCUUGGCUAAGUUCAGAAUCACUCCCAGACCGAUGCGAGCGAUCCGAUCCCUGCGGGAGGGAGAGGCAGAGGCAGGUGAGGGGCAGCCGGCCAGGCAAGGAGUGAGAACAGUGACUGGUGUAUGAACUGCCCCGAGCUUCAGUGCCAUUUGCCUCACGUCAGACAGAUGUUUCCCUGUGGGACACAGCUGCCAGGCUGCAAUGCAGCCAGACGAAACAGGCGUUGGAAGAACCUGUCUGGGUCUGAUGGAGGUUAUGGUGGGACAGGACAUGGGGUGUGUAGCCUGGGACCUUCACACCAGAGCCCAAGGUAGGACAUACAUAGCAAUUAACAGCACAUGGUAGGCUAAUGCCAG
Colius striatus (speckled mousebird) is the source of this 4321-nucleotide messenger RNA. It is a transcript of the gene SLC46A1, whose product is annotated as solute carrier family 46 member 1. The transcript is spliced from 7 exons. Gene Ontology annotation, cellular component: plasma membrane. The record is from RefSeq and is a predicted model, not a curated record. NCBI's taxonomy places the organism in Eukaryota, Metazoa, Chordata, Aves, Coliiformes, Coliidae. Gene Ontology annotation, biological process: transmembrane transport. Gene Ontology annotation, molecular function: transmembrane transporter activity. The coding region runs from base 1 to 1431 and encodes 476 amino acids.